Phytophthora sojae is the source of this 660-nucleotide messenger RNA. RefSeq lists its product as hypothetical. The transcript is spliced from 3 exons. Lineage: Eukaryota; Oomycota; Peronosporomycetes; Peronosporales; Peronosporaceae. The coding region runs from base 1 to 660 and encodes 219 amino acids. The record is from RefSeq and is a predicted model, not a curated record.
AUGACUCAAUCUGGCAACGGGAGCACCUUAUCAAGACAGCGAGAUGUUUCGGAUCUUGGGCACGAAAGCGCCACUGCUCUUCCAGAAAGCAGGAUUAGUCGAACCAUCUUCGACCUGGAACUGGACGGCUUGUGUUGGAAGGAUUCUCGAACCCGUCGUGAGGCUGCGCUCAAGAUUCUCGCGGAUCGGAAGGCCAACGGGAUCCACCACCGCACCGAAGCAACCGUCCAGGGAAAGCUGGGCAGACUUGAAAAACGGUACCUGGACGCUGCCAAGCUGUUAGCGGGGAGGCGAAUCUCCGGCGGUGGCGUCGAGAAUAAUAAAGUCAACGAUGCUGUGAAGGCUGAGGCGCAAGCGGUAUGUCCGUUAUACUUUGAGCUGAGACCGAUACUAGGAAGUACCGAUACCUGCAGUGGACGAGAGACUCCCAGACACGCCGGCUCGAAGGCGAAGCGAGAUGACCAGAAUGCUGGCAAGAAACAACAAACCGUUCGAUCUCGCGUUGUAGCCCCUCCUGUGGCCUAUUUGUAUGGCUCAGUACGCCACAGGGUGAACUACGGAGCCAUGCAUCCCGAUGUUGACGAACGAAGUGAAUACCUGUUCGCGGACGAGAGCGAGAUCAGGGUUAUCCAGCCCAGUUCGGAGCUUGCGGAGCGGUAA